Messenger RNA from Penicillium alfredii, 1656 nucleotides. RefSeq lists its product as uncharacterized. Lineage: Eukaryota; Fungi; Ascomycota; Eurotiomycetes; Eurotiales; Aspergillaceae. Bases 1 to 1656 code for a protein of 551 amino acids. The transcript has a single exon. The record is from RefSeq and is a predicted model, not a curated record.
AUGCCUGCCGUUCUUCAAUCCACCAUUGACCUGCUCGAGACCGAGCUCGUCAAGGCCCGAGCCGCUCUUCACGAAAUCCAACCCAAUGCCGCCCUGAUGCGCUUCAACGAUGAGAUUGCGGUGGGCGCCAUGUCCGCCUAUCGACAGAAUCUCAUCGGCCGCGCCCCUGGCUUUUAUGGCACCCGUCGCUUGACUCAUAAGGAACUGGGCCUGGAGCCUGUUGUGCGCGAGCUCCCUGCCGAGGUCGUCAAAAUCGUGCCAGACACGCAGCCCUUGCCCACGGCGCCUCAGCGAGCUUCCCUCGUCGAUGUGCUGACCAAUAGCUUGAUCCUCGACCACAUGGCGCCAUAUCUCUCGACCCCGUCAUUAUUGGCCCUGGCAUCGACCUCGCGGCUUCUGCAUACUAUGAUCACCCAAACUCCAUAUGUGUUCCGACACCUCGAUCUGACCCGCUGUCGAGGAGCACAGCUGUCGACUACACUGCAACCCGACGAUGAUCUCCAAACCGAGGACGAGGUGUAUUCGGCACCUAUGCGGCGCAUAUUUUCCAGCCUCGAGAAACGAUCCAUACUGCAAGAUGUGCGCACACUGGUGUUGGAUGGACUGCCAGUGCCGGCAGACCUUGUAGCCGAUAUCAUUUUGACCGAUCGGUUCAAUGUCAAUAUCCUGUCUAUUCGCGAAUGCCGUCAUCUCAAUGAACGAAAGCUCAUGCAGGUCAUCCAGCUAGCUGUUCGACCCACGCGUCCCGAAGGGACGCCUCGUGUGAAAGGCAUCUAUCAUUUCACCCCCAUGCACCCGCCUCCCCAAGCAGCUGCACGUCACAAGUAUCGAGAUUGGUGGGGCACUCGCGUGGGAAAGUCGCACAGCCCCAACCAGACGCCCUUGGCCAACUCGCCGGAGCCUGAGAAUGGGGUAUUGGAACCGAGAAGAUCGCAGCAGAACGAGUGGUACAGCCCCUCGGGGAAACUUUUCAAGCACAGCCUGGAGGACGGGUGGGCACAGACGCUCCAGAAAUGCGAAGGAAUUAUCACAUUUGAUGCGGUGCUUUGUCGCGGUCCACGACACGAUGUGAAUCUCUACUCGGAUGAGGAGAACGCACCACCGGAGCCCCCGUUGUUUGCACCUGCAGUAGCCACCGUCGCUCUAGGACCGCGCGGUUGCGAUGGGUGCCACAGCUCACCCGAGGGCCCGGCUAUCUGGGGACAGUCCUCAGACGUGCAAUUUCCACUGCUCAGUCCUCCACCAUUGCAUGUGUCCAGCGUUGCAGCUGCGAAACGCCCUCCCGUGAUUCCGGGCGAGCACCCCGUAUUGAUUUCUCGAUGUGCGGACUGCCUGACCGACCGCUGGUGUCACCGAUGCAACAAAUGGUUUUGUGCCAACUGUCUGCCACGGCCGCAGCGUGUCGGGGUCAACCUGUCACCGCACCAGACCGCGGUUCGUCCACCUCGCCAGGGCAACGUGGUCAACAGAGCGGAGCGCGAGACCCUCGGACAGGGUGUGAGCAGAGACUGUUGGGAAUGUGGACCGACCGUGAGUAGUUUCCGGCAAGCUCAUGAUGCUUACGCCGCUGCUAACUGCAAUCCAGUGCGCUGCCUGCAAGACGGACUGCCAACACACUUGCCAGAGCUGUCAGGGAGAUUAUUGUAUCGAGCAUAA